CACGGUGACUAUACCGAUUUCCCUCAGCAAAACAAAAAUGUUGAAUCAUAUAUAAAUAAUUGCGAAUCUUAUCAAAUGGCUUCAGUUGAGUAAACCGAUAAGACACUUUUAGUAAAAAGCUAAAAUAAAACGUUUUGCUCAAUUAGUGUAGCGGUUUAACCGUCUUGGAAGUACCAUGUCUUAUCUGGUGGCGUUGGCGGUGCUCGUGGUGACCGUGGUAUUCUUCGGUCCGCGUUUUCUCGCCGCUUACAGGCGAAAACGCAAACUCGUAGAAAUUGUAGAUUACUACCCCGGAGAAAAGUGGUACCCGAUCAUCGGAACCGGUCUGAAGUUUAUAACGACGAGCAGGGAAGAUGCUUUCGACUACAUGAGAUCCAGACACAAGACGUACGGCCCGGUAUUCAGAAGUUGGUUCCAAGGGGAACCUAUUAUACACAUCUGCAAGGCGGAUCACGCAGAAUUGUUCCUCAAAAGCAAUGUAAAUAUAGACAAAGGCAUGAUCUACCGCUUUUACGAGCCAUGGCUGGGCACGGGCUUAUUGACCGGAGGAGGGAACAAGUGGAGGACGCACCGGAAGCUUAUCACGCCCGCUUUCCACUUCAGCAUCUUGGACAAGUUCGCCGAAACCUUCGCCGAACGCGCGGACGACUUGGUGCACAUCCUGGAGGACAAGGUCGGCAAGGGGUAUUUCGACAUUAACCCCUACGUCACCAAGUGUGCGUUGGAUAUUAUCGCGGAGACCUCCAUGGGUAGGAAGGUAAACGCGAUGAAGGAUCCGAAAUCAAAGUAUCUGGAUGCCAUCGUCAGUUUAUGCGAGAUUUCCGCGAGAAGGUACACGAAUCCUAUUUGGGCGAACGAUUUUCUUUUCAAGUUCACCAAACCUGGAAAGAGGUUCUAUGACUCGGUCGACCACGUCGAUGGCAUCACACUUAAGAUCAUUGAAGAGAAAAGGGACCAAUUGAAGAAGACCAAAAGCACCAUCAGAGUGGACGAGCUCGGUAGGAAGGAACGGCAGGCUUUCAUUGAUAUUCUGCUCACCACAGAGAACCCAAAACGGUUCACUGAUGCAGAAAUCAUAGAAGAAGUAAACAGCUUCAUGUUCGCGGGUCAAGAUACCAGCUCGAUCACCACGGGUUUCACUCUGUUCGCGUUGGGCAACGAACCAGAGAUCCAAGCUAAAGUCCACGAAGAACUGGACGCGAUCUUCGAGGGGUCGGACCGCAUCAUCACGCCUCAGGACGUAGCGUCUAUGGACUACCUGGAUAGAGUGGUCAAAGAGGCAAUGCGGUACUACUAUUUUGUACCGGAAAUCGGCAGGUGUCUAUCCGAAGAUCUCGUUUUGGAUGGGCGUCGCAUUCCCGCGGGUACCACCAUCAUCCUCGACCUCUACGAGCUGCACCACGACCCGGAGCACUUCCCGGAGCCUUUCAAAUUCGAUCCCGACCGAUUCCUCCCCGAAGAAGUAGCCAAACGUCACGUCUACUCUUACGUCCCAUUCAGCGCCGGUCCCAGGAAUUGCGUAGGCCAGAAAUUCGGAUUACGCAACGCUAAAACGAUGCUGGCGUCCGUCUUGAGAAAAUUCAAGGUCAAGUCGCGUGACAGGCCGCAGGAUUUGAAGUACUACAUCGAGACGGUACUCCGGCCGCAGCAAGGUCUUCAAAUCGAGCUGGAGCUGCGCAAAAAUUAUCUUAUCUCUACAUUAAAAGUAGUCGGCGGUUACGUGGCGACAAAUAAUUUUGUAUUUUUGGCUGGGCCAUUUUAUCCUUGCCGUAUGUGCUCUUUGCAUCGCGGUUUGAAAGUUUUCGGGAGUACCAUGGACUAUCUGGCGGCUUUGGCGGUACUCGUGGUGACGGUGGUUCUUUUUGGACCGCGUCUCUUCACUACGUACAGGCGCAGACGCAAAAUCGCCGAAGCCAUUGACUACUACCCCGGAGAAAGGUGGUACCCUAUCGUCGGAACCGGUUUGAGGUUCAUGACGAUAAGCAGGGAGGAUGCUUUCGACUAUAUGAGUUCCAGACACAAGAAGUACGGCCCGAUAUUCAGAAGUUGGUUCCAAGGGGAACCAGUUGUACACAUCUGUAAACCGGAACACGCGGAAAUAUUACUAAAGAGCAACACGAACAUCAGCAAAGGCUUGAUCUAUCGCUAUUUCGAGCCUUGGCUGGGUACCGGCUUAUUAACAGGAACCGGGAAUAAGUGGAGGACGCACCGGAAGCUGAUCACUCCCGCCUUCCACUUCAGCAUCUUGGACAAGUUCGCGGAAACCUUUGCCGAAAGGGCCGACGACCUAGUGCACAUACUGGAGGACAAAGUAGGCAAGGGGUACUUCGACAUUUGCCUCGACCUCACCAAGUGCGCACUGGACAUCAUCACGGAAACCUCGAUGGGGAAGAAGGUGUACGCGAUGAAGGAUCCGAACUCCAAGUACCUGGACGCCAUCGUCAGCUUGUGCGUGAUCGGCUCCAGAAGGUACACGAACCCGAUUUGGGCCAAUGAUUUCAUUUUCAAGUUGACCGAAGCGGGAAAGAGGUUUUUCGGGUGCAUCGAGUACGUGGAUUCGGUGACCUUAAAGAUCAUUGAAGAGAAGAGGGCGCAACUGGAAAACAUUACGAGCACCGUCCGAGUGGACGAGCUCGGGAGGAAAGAACGGCAGGCUUUCAUCGACGUCCUGCUCGCCUCGCAGGACCAAAACCGGUUCACCGACGAGGAGAUCGUCGAAGAAGUAAACACCUUCAUGUUCACGGGUCACGGUAGCAGCUCGACCACCACAGCCUUCACUCUAUUCGCAUUGGGUAACGAACCACAAAUCCAAGCCAGAGUCCACCAAGAACUGGACGCCAUCUUCCAUGGGUCGGACCGCGUCAUCACGCCUCAGGACGUCGCGUCUAUGGACUAUCUGGAUAGAGUGGUGAAAGAGGCGAUGCGGUACUACUAUUUCGUACCGGAAAUCGCCAGAAGACUAUCGGAAGACAUCGAGUUGGACGGGCAUCGCAUUCCCGCGGGUACCACCGUAAUCAUCGACCUCUACCAACUGCAUCAUGACCCGGAUCACUUUCCGGACCCUUUCAAAUUCGAUCCGGAUCGGUUCCUGCCCGAGGAAGUAGCCAAACGUCAUCCUUACGCCUAUAUCCCGUUUAGUGCCGGUCCCAGGAACUGUAUAGGUCAGAAAUUCGGAUUGCGUAACUCUAAGACCAUGCUGGCGUCCAUCCUGAGGAAAUUCGCGGUUACGUCGCGCGACAAGCCGCAAGAGUUGAAGUACUACAUCCAGGCGGUGCUCAGGUCUCAGGACGGUCUCCAAAUCGCACUGGAGCCGCGCAAAUGAGCUGCCGCGCGUUUCUCUUCAGUGUUUACAAAUAUAUAUUGUCUAGUAGUAAGUCGCAUCGCAAAAUACAAUUUUUA
Molecule: messenger RNA, 3399 nt
Organism: Cylas formicarius (sweet potato weevil)
Lineage: Eukaryota; Metazoa; Arthropoda; Insecta; Coleoptera; Brentidae
Exons: 15
Coding region: 176-3322 (1048 amino acids)
Molecular function (GO): oxidoreductase activity, acting on paired donors, with incorporation or reduction of molecular oxygen; iron ion binding; monooxygenase activity
Source: RefSeq, a predicted model, not a curated record